AUGUUCAAUGAUGCAAAACAGUGCAGGGCGGCAGUUGAAACACAGAGCAGCAGUGAAUUCCCCCUGCCUGGCAGAGACAGUGGGUUCCAGAACAGUAAACCACCACCUACUGAGAGGUUCCAGAACAGUAAUCCAUCACCUACUGAGAGGUUCCAGAACAGUAAGCCACCACCUACUGAGAGGUUCCAGAACAGUAAUCCAUCACCUACUGAGAGGUUCCAGAACAGUAAACCACCACCUACUGAGAGGUUCCAGAACAGUAAUCCAUCACCUACUGAGAGGUUCCAGAACAGUAAACCACCACCUACUGAGAGGUUCCAGAACAGUAAACCACCACCUACUGAGAGGUUCCAGAACAGUAAACCACCACCUACUGAGAGUAAACCACCACCUACUGAGAGGUUCCAGAACAGUAAACCACCACCUACUGAGAGGUUCCAGAACAGUAAACCACCACCUACUGAGAGGUUCCAGAACAGUAAGCCACCACCUACUGAGAGGUUCCAGAACAGUAAACCACCACCUACUGAGAGGUUCCAGAACAGUAAACCACCACCUACUGAGAGGUUCCAGAACAGUAAACCACCACCUACUGAGAGGUUCCAGAACAGUAAACCACCACCUACUGAGAGGUUCCAGAACAGUAAGCCACCACCUACUGAGAGGUUCCAGAACAGUAAACCACCACCUACUGAGAGGUUCCAGAACAGUAAACCACCACCUACUGAGAGGUUCCAGAACAGUAAACCACCACCUACUGAGAGGUUCCAGAACAGUAAACCACCACCUACUGAGAGGUUCCAGAACAGUAAACCACCACCUACUGAGAGGUUCCAGAACAGUAAACCACCACCUACUGAGAGGUUCCAGAACAGUAAACCACCACCUACUGAGAGGUUCCAGAACAGUAAACCACCACCUACUGAGAGGUUCCAGAACAGUAAGCCACCACCUACUGAGAGGUUCCAGAACAGUAAACCACCACCUACUGAGAGGUUCCAGAACAGUAAACCACCACCUACUGAGAGGUUCCAGAACAGUGAACCACCACCUACUGAGAGGUUCCAGAACAGUAAACCACCACCUACUGAGAGGUUCCAGAACAGUAAUCCAUCACCUACUGAGAGGUUCCAGAACAGUAAACCACCACCUACUGAGAGGUUCCAGAACAGUGAACCACCACCUACUGAGAGGUUCCAGAACAGUGAACCACCACCUACUGAGAGGUUCCAGAACAGUAAUCCAUCACCUACUGAGAGGUUCCAGAACAGUAAGCCACCACCUACUGAGAGGUUCCAGAACAGUAAACCACCACCUACUGAGAGGUUCCAGAACAGUAAACCACCACCUACUGAGAGGUUCCAGAACAGUAAACCACCACCUACUGAGAGGUUCCAGAACAGUAAACCACCACCUACUGAGAGGUUCCAGAACAGUGAACCACCACCUACUGAGAGGUUCCAGAACAGUAAACCACCACCUACUGAGAGGUUCCAGAACAGUAAUCCAUCACCUACUGAGAGGUUCCAGAACAGUAAACCACCACCUACUGAGAGGUUCCAGAACAGUGAACCACCACCUACUGAGAGGUUCCAGAACAGUGAACCACCACCUACUGAGAGGUUCCAGAACAGUAAUCCAUCACCUACUGAGAGGUUCCAGAACAGUAAGCCACCACCUACUGAGAGGUUCCAGAACAGUAAACCACCACCUACUGAGAGUAAACCACCACCUACUGAGAGGUUCCAGAACAGUAAACCACCACCUACUGAGAGGUUCCAGAACAGUAAGCCACCACCUACUGAGAGGUUCCAGAACAGUAAACCACCACCUACUGAGAGGUUCCAGAACAGUAAACCACCACCUACUGAGAGGUUCCAGAACAGUAAACCACCACCUACUGAGAGGUUCCAGAACAGUAAACCACCACCUACUGAGAGGUUCCAGAACAGUAAUCCAUCACCUACUGAGAGGUUCCAGAACAGUAAACCACCACCUACUGAGAAGUUCUAG
Messenger RNA from Salmo salar (Atlantic salmon), 2013 nucleotides. NCBI's taxonomy places the organism in Eukaryota, Metazoa, Chordata, Actinopteri, Salmoniformes, Salmonidae. The record is from RefSeq and is a predicted model, not a curated record.